AUAUUUUUUAAGCACAAAAUCAUUGUAUGUUCAAGAUUCUUUUACAAGAUUACAGAACAUUGAACGGAAAGAUUAUGUUCUCUUUUUAUGCAUAAAAUAUCUUAGGAAUUAAGAAAGCAAAAUUUGCAAUAGAAGAUAAAUCAUUGCUGAUGCCAGCACAAUAAGUGUUGAAGAUUGAAUACCAUCUGUCGCUGCUAGAGGGCGUGAUGGACGCUGCACAUUUUCAUUGUUCCUCAUAAACAGACUCACCAAACUGAAUCUGCAAUUUUUAUCUUUAUUUGCAAUUUGAAACUGAAACCAACCAGAAUACAUGGCUUCUUCGUUACAAAACCAACGUACAACAACAGAAAGUAGACAAAGUUUGCAAGAACAGGCAAAUAAAUUAUAUAGAAACAGGAAAGCUUUCCAGGAUUUCAUUCAUGGAAAAAUAGAGUUACAUCCGGUGUGUGUUCGUAUCAUUAAUACACCGCAAUUUCAUCGUCUCCGACACAUCAAACAAAUAGGGACCUGCUAUUACGUGUACCCAACUGCCUGUCACAACCGAUUUGAGCAUUCUAUAGGUGUAUGUUACCUCGCUGGAAAACUGGUCCGAAAACUCAAAGAACGACAGCCAGACGAAAAUAUAACAGACGUAGACAUUUUAUGCGUAGAAAUCGCCGGAAUCUGUCAUGAUUUAGAAGCACCUACCCCUUCAAAUAUUGUUGCAAAUGAUAGAAACGGUGUUGAUGUUGAUAAAUGGGAUUAUCUGGCACGUGACAGUCAUAUACUUGGAUUGAAUAUGACGCUAGAUUACGAGAGAUGCUUUACUAGUGCUCGAGUUAUUAAAAGCAAUGGAGAAAAUGGGGGUAAUGGAACAAAUGGUGAACAUGCUAUUGUUCCUCGGAAGCAAAUUUGCUAUAGAGAAAAAGACGCUUUAGACUUAUAUGACAUGUUUUACGCAAGACUGAACUUACACAGACGGGCUUAUCAGCACAAGACGCAUACAGUUAUUGGUCUUAUGAUUUCCGAUGCCUUGAUAGCAGCAAAUGAUUCUAUAUUAAUUGGAGGGAAAAAAAUUACAGAGACAGUGGACGACAUGAAGGCAUUCACACUUUUGACAGACGAUGUCCUCCAGUUGAUUAUCCAUAAAAAGAAGGAAGAAGACUCAAGAGGCAAAGACAACCCACAACUUGACAGAGCAUAUCAACUGAUACAAGAUAUCAUGAACAGAAGACUGUAUAAAUGUGUUUCCCAAACACAUUGUAAGGAUAAAAAUCUAACAAAAGCAGACGUAUUAGAUGGACUGAAAAAAUGUUUGAAAGACAAAAGUGUUCCAGAAAAUUUUAUAAUCGUUAACAUUGUGAAAUUUAACUACGGUAUGAAAAAUAGAAAUCCUUUGGAUAAAGUACGAUUUUACAAGAAAGACAAAUUGGAUACAGCUUUCAAAUUAAAAAAGGAACAGGUACUUUAA
Molecule: messenger RNA, 1450 nt
Organism: Ruditapes philippinarum (Manila clam)
Lineage: Eukaryota; Metazoa; Mollusca; Bivalvia; Venerida; Veneridae
Product: deoxynucleoside triphosphate triphosphohydrolase SAMHD1-like
Exons: 12
Coding region: 311-1450 (379 amino acids)
Biological process (GO): dGTP catabolic process
Cellular component (GO): nucleus
Molecular function (GO): dGTPase activity
Source: RefSeq, a predicted model, not a curated record